This is a messenger RNA of Drosophila hydei, 1215 nucleotides long. Its product is annotated as fibrinogen-like protein 1. The transcript is spliced from 2 exons. Lineage: Eukaryota; Metazoa; Arthropoda; Insecta; Diptera; Drosophilidae. Bases 1 to 1155 code for a protein of 384 amino acids. The record is from RefSeq and is a predicted model, not a curated record.
AUGAGCACAUAUGAUUCAAUAUUUAAAUACUAUAUUUGGCUGUGUGUUGUGGUGGUGAGCGCGGAGAAGAGUGAAGUCAAAGUGAAAAUAGAUCAACUAGAAAAGUUGAUACUGCAAAACAAUGAACAACUGCUGCAGCUGGAAGCCAGCUGGAAUGCGGUUAGAAGUGCAAGCAUAGAUCAAACGGAGGCGCCUUGUGACACUUACAUCAAAGAGCAGCGGAGCCAGCUCAGUGCUUGCCAGGCGCAGGCAAAGGCAACGGCAGAGAAACUUAAGGAAAACGAAGAUAGCUGCGAAAUACUGCUGUAUAAUUUGACGAGCUGCAGAGUUAGUUUGGCCGACAGGGAAGAUCAGGCUCAAGUCUCGGAGUUACAUUUGCAGCUCAAAGCGAAAGAUGAUGAAAUUCUAAAGCUACGCAGGCAGAGCAAUGAUAACUUGCUGAAGCUGCGCGCAGAACAGCUCAAGUUGAGGGCUUACGACUCAGAGCUGGAGGAGUUCUUGCCGCAGAACUGCUUGCCCUUUGGCAGUGCCACGGGCAUCUACAGGAUCAAGCUGCCUGGUAUGGAUACCUUCUAUGUGCCGUGCGAUGCGCGCUUCGCUGGCUCCGGCUGGCUGGUCAUUCAGCGGCGCAUGGAUGGCAGCGUGGAUUUCUAUCGCAAUUGGACCGAGUAUCGAACUGGGUUUGGCUCGCUCAACGGCGAGUUUUUCAUUGGCUUGGAGAAGCUGCAUCGGCUGACCGCCCAGCAGCCCUUCGAGCUCUUCGUGUACCUGGAGGACUUUGAGGGCGAGGUGCGCUAUGCCCACUAUGAUAAUUUCAGCGUUGGCAGCGAACAGAGUUUCUACCAGCUGAACUCCCUGGGCAGAUACGAGGGCACCGCUGGCAACUCGAUGGCCCUGAAUGUCCUGCAAAAGUUUUCGACGGCGGACAAAGACAACGAUAGCUGGCAGGAGGGCAACUGUGCUCGCAGAUACAACAGCGCCUGGUGGUAUGCAUCCUGCUCAGCUUUCUGCAAUCCGAAUGGCAAGUACUUUAAGAAAAGGCAGCUUAGCUCCACUACACGCGGCAAAGGCAUCAUCUGGCAGCAAUGGCAUGGCUUCGAAGAAACACUCAAAUUCGUACAGCUCAUGAUAAGGCCCAUAUCAGCAUCAGUAUGAAAUGCUACAAAUGCAUAAGCAUACAUAUUUAUACAGAAAUAAGAAGCAUUUUUAUAAAUA